Molecule: messenger RNA, 3615 nt
Organism: Anopheles coustani
Lineage: Eukaryota; Metazoa; Arthropoda; Insecta; Diptera; Culicidae
Gene: Tie
Product: mucin-17
Exons: 4
Coding region: 1-3615 (1204 amino acids)
Biological process (GO): positive regulation of kinase activity; multicellular organism development; protein phosphorylation
Cellular component (GO): signaling receptor complex
Molecular function (GO): transmembrane receptor protein tyrosine kinase activity; ATP binding
Source: RefSeq, a predicted model, not a curated record
AUGACCAAGCGAAGGAUGACUAAUCGGGACAACAAGCUGAUGUCGGUGCUGCAGGCACGCCGGACCGCCCUUUCUCGGGAUCGCUGGCGGAAGGAGUACCACACGCCUGCGUCCGCUCUGAAGGCUUCCCUACAGCGGCAGCAUGCGGCGAGUGUGGCGGGCAAUCUCGUCGAGGACAGCAGCACCCCGGAAUCGAACCUGAUAGCUCCGGUCCAGGGCAUGUCGCCGGGUUCCGGCCGGCAGGUGUCGGGUGGCGUCGCCGACGAGUUUCUCGACACGGACGAGUCCAUCCACGGUAUGUACGUGGUGAAUCCACGCACGGGAAAGAUCGCGAUCCAGCAGACCGGCGCCAGCAUUAAGCUAGCCAAAGAGACGAACAAUUUCAUCGGAGCUGGUCCACUGUCCGGUAACAAAUCACUUGAGAUCACCAAGCUUACCUCGGCGAAAGCAACUGUCGCGACGAGUCCGGUGCCCUACCAGACACGGGGACAUUACGCGGAGUCGCGCGGAAAACGAUUGCGGGAGCGGAAAACCUUCGUCCCACUGUCGACCGAGCGCUCCGUGGAGGAGAGUGAUCUCAUCCCGUACCAGUUCUUUGGCCAGAAGCUACUUCCCGCACACCAUAAGGGGCUGGAUGCACGCAAUCAGGUCAUCAACUCACGCCGGACGCAUCUGAACAAGCUGAAGGAGGAUCCGAGCCUGCUGGAGAUGGGUGAACUACCGGUGGCGAAACCGUCGACGGAGAAGAGCAAGUUCUGGUCUAACCGAUACCCGUCGAGGAAUGGCGUUGCGCUGAACAACUACCUUCGGCGAGGUAGUGGCACGACCACGUCAACUUCGACCACAACCACGACGACUACCAGCACUUACAGUCCACCGGGGGCCGGCAUGGUACACUCCGAUACCCUAACCAACUCCAUGAUUGCCCUCAGUAACCUCUCCGAUGGGGAUGGAGAAGAUGAGAAGCAGGUGUUUUCCCGAAGCGCCAACUAUACGUCCGCCAAAAAGACUGAAGAAGCUGGUGCUACGACUACGGUCAGUACCACAGGUGUUAAGGAACCAAGUUCCAGCUUAGAACAAGCGAAUACGGCAAGUUCCACCACAAGUUCCGAGCUUCCGAGCAAUCAUAAACCCGAGGUAGAGCAGGAAUACUCUUCCCCACCGGGGCUGUACAAUUCUGGCAUAGCGAAGCUGAUCAUCAACUACCCCGAUGUGGCCACUCCCGAGGAGUUCUAUCACCCUCUCCACACCUUUGAAACGCAUGCACAGAUUGUCAAUCUACAGGAGGCCACCGAGGAACCCCUUCCAACGACAUCCGCUCCCCCGCAGGCUAUCGAACAGGAGGAGGAAGAGGAGGACUACGAAACGCCACGGAAUUUGGUGUCCCUGCCAGAUAUCAACCAGAUCUUCCGAAAUCUUUCCACACCGACCACCACGGAGAUGACGACUACGACAACGAAAGCUACGACGACGACGACGACAAGGAGAGCUUUAACGAGUACCAUGGCACCCGCACCGGCGCGGUCGAGGUUAAACACAAGGGUAUAUGUGCCCGUGAGCCGAUCGACAACAACCCGCUCGACAACGACGCCACGCACAACGACGACCAGCACCACCACGACCACAACCACCGAGCGUCCAUCGGUCCAGGAAGAGGAUAUUGAUACUCCAACGACGGUAUUGAUACUAACUUCUAAUCCAACGACGACGGAGAGUACCUCCACGACAACUCCAACGAUUCCGGUGAGGACCACCACUGAUACUCCAGUGAGUUCCGUGGUUCCUUCAGCGACGCCAUCGUCGGUUCCAGCGAGAUCGACCACCAUGAGGAACUUCCAGCGUCCAUCUGCUCUUCCCACCAUGGCUUCACCACCGAAGUCGACACCAUCUUCUAGACCUGUCACUACAACCACCACCACCACAACAACAACCACGACAACGACAUCCACCGUGGCUCCACCAGAACGGGGGACGGUUUCGGUCUUCACCGGGCUCCGUCCAAGUCCUCCGGAAGUCAACAGUACCGGUGUGGAUGCGGGCUUCAACCCGAUCCUGUCGCACAUCUUCCCAAAGCUCACCGGACCCGGUCUGCCAACGCGUGCCCUCUCCAACCUGGACCUCUCGCUUGCCUUCACCUCUCCGCCUCCGGCGGAUCAUAGCUCCGGCACGAAGAAGCCGGCCGUGUCGUUCGACGGUGUCCUACUGCACCACAACAGCGACGUCGUGAUCGAAAUGCGCAAGAUGAACACGGCCACGUUUGUGCUGGCCGGGCUGGGCAUGCUCCCGAUCGUCAUCAUCGUGCUGUACGUGAUCAAGGCGACCGUGUUCAACCGGGAGAACAAGGUGUCGCACGACCUGGAGCGCUACAUCCCGGACGGACAGCCACCGAUCAGUCCGGUGGUGCGCCUCGAGCAGUCGGACACCUCGAGCGCGACGGACGAGUCGAUCAUGACCGAGCACGACUUCAACCGGGGUAACUUGCGGUUCAAGAGUCUCCUUGGGGAGGGCAACUUCGGGCAGGUCUGGAAGGCGGAGGCUGAUGAUCUUGCCGGGCACCUCGGCACGACGCGUAUCGUUGCCGUGAAGACGGAACGGAGUGAUAACGGGCACGGAGAUCUUAAGGCGGAGGCGGAGAUUAUGCGAAAGUUAGGGUCGCAUCCGAAUGUGGUGACGCUUCUUGGUGCCUGCUUGGAACAGGAUCCACAACUACUCAUCAUGGAAUACGCCAUGCGUGGACGUCUUCUAUCACUUCUGAGAGCCGCCCGGGGAGCCGUCAACGGGUUGGCGCCCUCGGUGCAUAACAACAGGCCACCGAUUAUGCCUCUUUCACCGCGACGGUUGGCCGGUUUCGCGCACGACAUCGCCCGAGGGAUGGAGUACAUUUCGGAGAAGAAGAUCGUACACAGGGAUCUCGCCGCUCGGAACGUGCUGCUGGAUCACAACGGGAUCUGUAAGAUCUGUGACUUUGGCAUGUCGAUCGACCUGGAGAAGGUAAAGUCGACGCACGCCCAAAUUCGGCUCCCGAGGGCCCCACACGCGCACAGCGAGUCGCGGUUCAAGUUCGAUCUGAGCGCCCGAUCGUUCGGCAUCGGAAGGCACCACGGCCAUGACGCGAGUGGGACUCACGGGCGCCAUGGCGAUGGCGGAGGUCACAGUAGUCACGGGCACGAUACGAAGAGUCGGCCCGCGUUACCGAUCCGCUGGAUGGCACCGGAGGCCCUGUCCUACCACAUAUUCUCUCGCGAAACCGACGUUUGGGCGUUCGGGAUUGUACUGUGGGAGAUCGCCACUUUGGGUUGCACUCCCUACCCGAACCUGUCCGGGCGGGAAGUCGUCCGGAGUGUGCCGAACGGUGCCCGGCCCGAGGUGCCCGCCGACUGUCGGCCGGAGUUGUACGAGCUGAUGCAGCGCACCUGGCGCAAGGAUCCCCGCCAGCGGCCCACCUUCAGCGAGGCCCGCACCUGCCUGGCGCGGACACUCUGCCAGUGGCAGCUGGAGGAUAACGACACCUCGAACACGUCCGAGUACCUCGAUGUCAGUGGGUUCAGCGAGGACCUAGAACAGGGCAUGGUCUACUUCAACCGGCGGAUAUCAGAGUUCGAGUGCGAAAUCUAG